Molecule: messenger RNA, 1263 nt
Organism: Rana temporaria (common frog)
Lineage: Eukaryota; Metazoa; Chordata; Amphibia; Anura; Ranidae
Gene: CCDC83
Product: coiled-coil domain containing 83
Exons: 10
Coding region: 27-1205 (392 amino acids)
Source: RefSeq, a predicted model, not a curated record
CCCUCUAAUUUCAGGCAACCUCAGCCAUGGGGAAGAGCGAGAAGAAGGGAAAGAAAGGAUCAAAGAAGAAGAAAGGAAGUAAAAAAUCUCAGGAAGACAAAAUGACGUUUGCUGAAGCUCUCCUGGCCUAUCAAAUUCAGAUGAAGGAGUCUAUGAUCGAAGAACUCUUGGCUGAGGUGAAACAAAUAGAAGAAAAGAAUACGAGAUACAAGGAACGGAAUGAACGUCUAAAGGCCGAGCAGACGGGACAUGUCAACGAACUCUUAAGUGAGGCCAAAUCCCAGGAACGGGAACUGGCUAAGAAAGAGAUCGUCAACCGGGAACAAGUAGACGAGCUGAUGAAAGAGAAAUGGGAUUUUAUUCGGCAAAAGGAGAAUCUGCUGGAAGAGAACAGCAGAGAAAUAUUGCAUCUGGAGAAGCAGAUUACAGUGGCAAAGACAGAGAGGGAUUAUUGGCUGGAAUAUAAGAAUGUGGGGAGCCCAGAGCAUGCCAAACAGAUUCAUCUCCUGCAAGAGGACAUCAAGCAUAUGUCACAGAACUUCACAGAGAUAAAUGAACAUUUCAGAAGAAGCCUGGAGAUGACAAAAGACAAGAUAGACCAGGAGACCGAGAGGAAGAUGGGUCUGACAAGAGAGAUGGCCACAUUGGACGCAGUGAAGCAUAUUGACCUGGAAAGCCAGAAAGAAAUCCAAGAGAAUGAGUGGAUGAAGAAAGAGGUUGCAAUUUACAGUAAAGACAUUCAGGAUCUGGAGAAGACUGUUUAUAAGACGGAGCAGGAAAAUUUGCAAUUAAUAAGUCAUCUUUUCAAUUGCCGGCUUCAGGAUCUAAAAAUAUCCAGGAAUGUCUUCCUAACGCAGGUGGUUGGGUUGGAUCCACCAGAAGAUAUAGAGCACAGAUCGGUCAAACAGGAUCUGGACAUAACCUCCGAUGAUAAAGGUGAGGACGGGGAGCUCGCCACCUCUGAGGGUAGAGAUUCCCAGAUAUCGCUUGAUCUGAAACACUUACUGCACGAGGAUGAAAAGGAUUUCAAAGAAUACUUACACCUGGGCCCACUGGAGCUAAAAUUGUUAAGCAUCGACGGACAAGCUGUGCCACUACACAAGGAGAAUGCAGAGGCCAAACAUUCAAAUGAAGGAAUGUCCCCUCAGGAUAAACUGCAAUGGCCAGUCACACCAAGGAUGAUAAAAUCCGCUUUUCCAUCUUAACCAAAAUGUUACUCUUCCAACAAGUUACUGUAUGUAGAAUAAAUGUGCAUGUCAUUCA